AUGGUCAAUUCGAACAAGAUAUAUCCAUGCUAUCAUGUCGAUUUGACACAUGAAUCUCUGGUUGAUUUUGAGGAAAUGAGCACUCUUUGCGCUUUAGAGAGUUAUGACAAGAUACUGUUUUUCCUGGAAAGUAAUAUGGGCCUGCCAAGGAUGGGGGUUCCUUCAAGUGACGUUGUAAUUGUGUUGUUGACAUUGGCAACAAUGUGUGGGGCUAAAAGUGAAAUGGCUCUCAAAGCCAACGAUCCCUAUGGUGUAGGGCGUAUUUCAUUACCUGUCAGAUGUUUGAAGCUUCUGAUGCAAUACGUAGAAAUCCUCGCGGGCCGAAGUGACUAUGAAUUCGACCCAUAUUAUUUCAAGCUGCUUCGAUGCCAGUUUUUUAAUGUUGCUGAUUAUAUCCUCAAUUGGGAUUUAGAACAUGAAAAGUUUACCUCUAAGCAAAAAAUUAAGGAGACUGAGGGUUUCGCCACGACCUACAACUACAUUGGGAUUUUUGAGCAUGGUGAUCGUAAAGUUUUAAAGAGGGAAACGCUCUCUUCGAAACUUCGUGCCCGUCAGUCUCUGCAGAAUUGUGUCGCAUGGGCUUUGAAAUUAUCUUCGUCGUCUGAUGACGCACUUAGUGCUGUCGGCAUCACUUGGAUUCAAAUUUUGAAUGUUCUAUUUGAAUUGUUUGAACUGCGGUGCAUUUGCCUUCAAAAAUGCGGAAAGAAGGACGAUGAGAGAGAUGAUAGUUUGAAAAUUAGUUGGCUCACCGCUUUCUUGCGAUCUUUUGGGGUUCACAAUCAUUCCCUCUGUGACUUGGUUUUUAUUGGUUGUGAAUUUACGGGACAGCAGGUUGUUCCCUCUGAUCCCAUCUAUAGAGAAGAUCCAGAAAAGAAUAUUAAACGUCUAAGAGCUGACCAUCAGAUGAAUGAUCUAUCGGUCUAUUCAUACGCGCAAUCCAUGCGACUGCGACACCAGAUCCUUAGAGUAGUUUUCCAAGUUCUGAGAUGUUUGCCGGAGGGGGGAACACGAUUUAGCAAUGAGCAUUCCGUAAUCGCUGAUGUGGCUCAUACCCUCCUAAACUUCCAAAACAUGGCUCAUCUGAAAAUGUUUUUGGGAACCAUUGACUUCAAUAAGGAUAAUGCAUGUUUUUCAAAAUUUGUCGAAAAAGCACUCUUCGACAAGUUGAAGGACUUGAGAAUCGACGUUUCGUCUCCUCUGACUGAGAUGGGAUGCUACGAAGAUCUAUUAGCACAGCUUUCUGGCUUUUUGAAAGGAAGCGCUUCUAUUUUUACGUCGCGUCGUCAAGAUAUGAUGAACGAAGUAAACCGGUCAUUGGCCUUGGUUGAUCUGUUAGUCCUUGUCCUGUUAAAGGUACACAUUUACAAGAAGGGGCGGACAGGCAUCAAAAACGGCCUGGCUUUUAGGUCCUUUAUGAAGGCGCUUCGCUUAAACGACAAAAUGCGGCAUCAAUUUGAAUCGAGAAAUGAAUUAGCUGAACUCUCGCUGCCCCGUCUACUUCCAGAUGUCAAGAGGAUAUUUGACAGUUAA
Molecule: messenger RNA, 1530 nt
Organism: Lachancea mirantina
Lineage: Eukaryota; Fungi; Ascomycota; Saccharomycetes; Saccharomycetales; Saccharomycetaceae
Source: the annotation of a GenBank genome assembly